CGCGAAAAAAGCGUCUUGCAAUGUUGGAUGUUCUAAUAGCAGCAUACCGUGAAGGUUUAAUGACUGAUUCAGAUAUUAGGGAGGAAGUCAACACUUUCAUGGCUGCGGGUCAUGAUACUACAGCGAUGAGUACAUGCUUCAUUUUGGCAUUAUUAGCUGAGCAUAAGGACAUUCAGGAUCGUGUUAGAAACGAAAUCGGUAUUGCUAUGCGAGAGAAUAAAGACAAGUUUACUUUAAAAGUAUUGACACAGCUGUCAUACUUAGAGAGAUGUAUAAAGGAAGGGAUGCGCUUAUAUCCUAUUGCAUAUGUUAUCAUACGCAUGGCUGCAGAAGACGUAAAAUUACAAUCAUAUUUAGUACCUUCCGGAACACAUUUACAACUUUAUAUUUACGGAGUUCAUAGAGACCCUAAUUUUUGGCCAAAUCCAGAAGUAUUUGAUCCAGAUAGAUUUUUGCCCGAGAAGGUUCGAAAUCGUCAUCCUUACUCAUAUAUACCAUUCGGUGCUGGACCACGUAACUGUAUCGGUCAACGAUUUGCUAUGCUGGAAAUGAAGACAACGAUAGCCUCUCUGAUAAACAAUUUCUACUUGGAGUCUGUUGACCAUUUAAAAGAU
Molecule: messenger RNA, 614 nt
Organism: Wasmannia auropunctata (little fire ant)
Lineage: Eukaryota; Metazoa; Arthropoda; Insecta; Hymenoptera; Formicidae
Product: cytochrome P450 4C1-like
Exons: 5
Molecular function (GO): monooxygenase activity; oxidoreductase activity, acting on paired donors, with incorporation or reduction of molecular oxygen; iron ion binding
Source: RefSeq, a predicted model, not a curated record